AUGGCCUCGGUUACCUCACAAAACGCCUCCCCACACGCCUCGUCACCAUACGACUUCGACUCGACGGGCGACACCGAUGAAUCAUGGCAAUACAUUGACUACUCGAGCGGCGCAUCCGUCACCGGAUCAAUAGGCUUCCUGCCCAGCCCUGCCAGCGGCAGCUUGAACGGCUUCGCCAUCGUCGGCCAUGUUUCCACGCCGUCUCAGGGAGGAGGAGGAGGAGGAGGAGGAGGAGGAGGAGGGCUUUCGCCGGGCUCGUCCCUGGUGGACAUGGAUCCCAACGUCUUCCUCCCUGCCGGCACCACCGCAUAUCAGCCAGAAACCGAGUUUGUGGCGGCAGACCUGUUCUCGAGCGGCGGCGGUAUCGAGAGAUCUUCCCCGGGCGGCGCGCAUGCAACAAGCUUCUCGCAGGGCGAUGCGUUUUUGACGCCCCAGCAGUAUCUGUUUAUGCCGUCUGGCGCGACAGUCGAUUUCCAGCCGCAAGAGCUCAAUGAUCUUGCCCCCUUUAUGAGCGACUUCCAAGUCGACUCCUUUUCGGUGAUGAACCAGACGAGUCCGGUGCCACGGCAAAACGUCUAUCAAUCACUGCCUUCAGAUCCAGGCAUGCCACCAUGGGGCCAAACAAGCCCCAGUCUAUCUGGCAACGAAGGCAAGUUUGUCUUUGAAGGAGUCAUCUCCUCGCCAAGCCAGCUGAGCGCGGCGUCCUCGAGCCCAAAGUCGCCCGCCGUCAAGUCCGAGGGGAGCAGCAGCAGCAACAGCAGCAGCAAGGCCGGAAAGUCGAUGCGCAAAGUCCUUGGCGGCAAGGUGGAGAAGAACAGAAGCGAGCCGUCCAGCGGCAAGUUUGUCAUUGUCACGCCGACGACCAUCAGCGCCCGCGCCGGCAAGCCGAAUCCGUACGAGUGCUUCGAGGCGAUGAGGACGACGCAAAAGGGGCGCAAGGGCCCGCUGGCGAACGAGACCAAGGAGAGCGCGCUGCAGGUCCGGAGGGUGGGCGCGUGCUUCUGCUGCCACAGCCGCAAGGUCAAGUGCGACAAGGAGAGGCCGUGCAAGCAUUGCAAGAAGCUGAUGCUCCAGGUGCCGCAAGUGGUGUGCUGGCAGUUUCAGGACUUUCUGCCGGUCCUGUUUCCCGACUUUAUCCGCGGGCACUUUAAGAAGGAUGUCAUGGCGGGCUUCAUCAGUGAUAACGUCGAGGGCUUCACGGUGAAUGGAGCCGAGCAGCUGUGCAAUGUCGAGUUGUCGUCUGGUCCACGGUUUGGCGCUACGUUGACGCUUCAGGCCAAGUUCUUCACGGCCAAGACGUGUGACGUUCUGCAGCACUGGCACUUGAGCAGUGGCGAGGAUCGUGUCGACCUUCAGUCUCAGGGGUCGGCGCCGAUUGGUAUCGAGGUCAACAAGGGGCCUCUGAGGGACGAGAUGAAGAAGCUGGCCAAGGGAUAUGUCCAAGCCCUUGUGAACGAGCCGCUUCUUGCGGACCAGUUGACGGACUCCUUCAAGUCUACCAGGUUGCCCACCAAGAUUCUUUCCAUUGUACAGACGUUUGCCCAAAAGUCAGAUUCCUCCAUGGUAAAACGGGCUCUUUCGAUCUACACCAUGCACUACGUGAUGACGCGGCAUCUCUGCUUAACCCGUCAAUCGAUCCUUGCCCUCCAGCCCACCGGCCUCGUCCCUCAAAAUACGCCCUGGGUCACUCCCCGCGUACUCGCGCGGCAAGUCAAGUCCCUCGUCGACGAGCUCAUCCUGCGCGACAUGCAACAACUCUUUGAACUCUUCUCCAAGUCGCUCAAGCCAAAGCUUCGACGCGAAUGGGCACCGUGUCUCGCCUCGUUCCUAGUCCUUUGUCUGUUCAUGGAGGCCGUCGAGACGGCUGCGGACAACUUUGUCGUGUCGCAGAACGAGGUUGAUCUGAGGAACAAAGACGCCCCCAAGUACAAGAGAUCGCUCGCUCUGGAUACCUGUAAGGAGUUGGAGAACAUGCCCUUUAAGCAGUUUGCGUAUCAGUUCCAUCAUCUCUACCAGACGCAUACGAAGGAUGCGAACACGAGGAGCUUUAAUCCCUUGUUCGACAACAGCUUUGUCGAGCAGGGAGAGCUUGAUCCCGCGGCGGUGGAAAUGGUGCAGAGCCUGAGAGAGCUCUUUCACGGGGAAGACUGGCAAGACAUGCAGUUCCUUGCUGACGACGAGCUCUUGUUGCAUAGAGAGGAGCACCCUUAUCCUAUGGAUACGUCGUUUCUUUAUACCGGCCGCCUGGUGGCCAAGUUUUUGCUGUCAUUUACAAACGAAAGCGUCAUCUUUGCAAGCAAGAUAUGA
Molecule: messenger RNA, 2307 nt
Organism: Trichoderma citrinoviride
Lineage: Eukaryota; Fungi; Ascomycota; Sordariomycetes; Hypocreales; Hypocreaceae
Exons: 4
Coding region: 1-2307 (768 amino acids)
Biological process (GO): regulation of DNA-templated transcription
Molecular function (GO): zinc ion binding; DNA-binding transcription factor activity, RNA polymerase II-specific
Source: RefSeq, a predicted model, not a curated record